Messenger RNA from Dromiciops gliroides (monito del monte), 2087 nucleotides. It is a transcript of the gene CPLANE2, whose product is annotated as ciliogenesis and planar polarity effector 2. Gene Ontology annotation, molecular function: GTPase activity; GTP binding. The record is from RefSeq and is a predicted model, not a curated record. Lineage: Eukaryota; Metazoa; Chordata; Mammalia; Microbiotheria; Microbiotheriidae.
AUGCGCAAGCGCACCAAUGCACUUGUUGCCAUGGAGAGAACGCCCGUAGCUCUUAGAGGUGGGAUCCCGGCGGCCAGUUCGGUCUCCAUGGCAACAGCCUGUUGUCUGUCCCGUGGUGGGAGGGGUGUAUCUGGGGGACGGCCAUGGCCCGGCUCCCAGCCCCCAGGCUCUGUGAUUGUCCCUGAUUGGCACGAGACCACGGAGGCAAAGAGCACCUGUCGUCUAUCCUUCGGAAGAACCGGCGGAGGUGUGUUUGGGCUGCUUGAGAGGCCAGUUCUCCCGCCCCAGGUGGCUGCUGACACUGCAAGCUACAAGAUCUUUGUCUCUGGGAAGAGUGGGGUGGGGAAGACAGCCCUCGUGGCCAAGUUGGCAGGUCUGGAGGUUCCUGUGAUAUACCAUGAAACAGUAGGCAUCCAGACAACAGUAGUGUACUGGCCGGCCAAACUGCAGGCCAGCGAUCGAGUGGUCAUCUUCCGAUUUGAGUUCUGGGACUGUGGAGAGGCAGCACUCAAGAAAUUUGAUCACAUUCUGCCUGCCUGCAAGGAGAAAACAGAUGCCUUCCUUUUCCUCUUCUCUUUCACUGACCGUUCUUCCUUUGAAGACCUCCCAGCUCAGCUUUCCCGGGUUGCUGGAGACGUCCCCAACACUGUCAAGAUGGUGAUUGGUUCUAAGUUUGACCAAUAUAUGCACACCGACGUUCCUGAGCGUGACCUCACAGCCUUCCGCCAGGCUUGGGAACUGCCCUUGCUGCGUGUGAAGAGCGUUCCUGGGCGUCGCUUGGCUGAUGGGCGCACUCUGGAUGGGCGGGCAGGGCGCGAUGUGGCUCAUGUCCUCAAUGGCCUGGCAGAGUACUUGUGGCACCAGGACCAGGUGGCAGCUGGGCUGAUCCCUGGUCCCCAGGAAAACUCCCCAGAUGGAGGGCAGGGCUGAGGAGGGGGGAGUCUAACCUAGGAGGAGGGUCCCGGAAGUAGGACAACUUGGAGUUGGCAUCCCUGUCUGCUUGUAAUCCAGUGGAAUGCAAAGAAUACAGCAGGGCUGAAGAUCUGGGUUCAGACCCAGCUUUGACUCUUCCUAGUGUGGCCUUGAGCCAGUCACUUCACUUUGAUUCCUGACUUAAUUCUCUAAUCUGUAAAAUGGAAACAUACUUACAUGCCACCCCUCCCCCCCCACCAGGGCCUGUAUUUUGCAGGCUUUAAAUCACAAUGGAAAUGGGAAGUAUGAUAAUACCUGGUCUGGCUCGACUGUCCAGGACUGUCUGUCUGGGCUAAAGCAAGGAAGAAUGAAUUUGGAGCCGAAGACCUGGCUUUUAACUCUAGCCCUCUGGGACUCACUGUUCUCCUCUGUCAGAUGGAUGAGAGGGUCCCUGAGUUCAUUCCUGGCUCUCUAGCCCAUGGCCUCCCCUGGGGGGUGAGGAGGUGGGGAGGGCCCUCCCCGACCCCCACGGGCAGAUCCUCUCACCUCGGAGCCAGUAUGGAGGAAAAGGGGGCAGAGCCAGAGAGUACCAGGGCAGCUGGACCCUGAGAGAAGAUGUUUUGGACAACAAGCCAACUCUGGCAUCUUGGCCGGUGGCUCCUUGACGUUAGUGAAGAUAUUAUAGUCCCAGACUAGCCCAUGGAGAACUAGGGUCCUGAUUCAGAAGAAAGAACCCUGGACUUGGACUCAGAAGACUUGAGUUUGAGUCCAUACUGCGCCAUCGAGCGUCUGCCUGACAUCAGCUGAGUUACAGAGCAGUCCAUCAGACUCUUCAUUUAUAUGCUCUCAAGGCCCCAGCUGCUGUAGUAUCCCUUCUUCCUCUCUGGCUCUUGUCCUCUCCUGGACUAGAGGGAUGGAGAGAAGAAGAUGGGGGUGGGGUGGGGAGGGAAGACUGUCCAGGAUGGGUUGGCCUACAUGGCUUCCUGAUUUCCUUCUUAAACUAGAAUUCUUCCAGGCUCCCUGUUGGGGUCUUUUCCUUUUAGGGCUCAGUAGGGCCUUGGUUCUGAAACCACUGAGACAAACAAUUCAGGAAGCAGCAUUUCUGGCUGAGCGUCAGUCAGUCCACAAGUAUUUAGGACUGGAGUUCCUGGCCUGGGCUGUGGAAACUUGUUUUA